AUGGAUCGGCUUAUGUCUUCUGCGCGCCUCAUGAUUGUUUCGGAUCUCGAUCACACAAUGGUUGAUCAUCAUGACACUGAGAAUAGUUCGCUUUUGAGGUUCAAUGCGCUUUGGGAGUCCGCUUAUCGGCACGAUUCUCUUCUCGUGUUUUCAACUGGAAGGUCACCUACACUCUACAAACAGCUGAGGAAAGAGAAGCCUAUGAUAACUCCAGAUAUAACCAUCACGUCUGUGGGAACUGAGAUUACUUAUGGAAAAUUGAUGGUUCCCGAUGAUGGUUGGGUUCAGUUUUUGAACCAGAAAUGGGACAAGAAUAUAGUCAUUGAGGAGACAAGCAAGUUUCCUGAACUUACUCCUCAGGCAGAAACCGAACAACGGGCACACAAAGUUAGCUUUUAUGUAAAGAAAGAAAAUGCUAAGCAAGUGACAGAGGCUCUUUCUAAGGUUUUGGAACAGCGCGGGUUGGAUGUUAAAAUAAUAUAUAGUGGAGGAGUUGAUUUGGAUAUAUUAGCAAAAGGUGCUGGUAAAGGUCAAGCUCUUGCCUACUUGCUUGAAAAGUUUGAGAAGGAGGGAAAGCUACCUGGUAAUACCCUUGUUUGUGGUGAUUCCGGAAAUGAUGCAGAGCUAUUCAGCAUUCCAGGAGUUUAUGGUGUCAUGGUAAGCAACGCCCAAGAGGAAUUGCUGCAGUGGCACGCAGAAAAUGCAAAAGAUAACCCUAAGAUUCUGCAUGCUUCGGAGCGCUGUGCAUCUGGGAUUAUACAAGCCAUAGGUCAUUUUAAAUUGGGCCCAAACUUGUCACCAAGAGAUGUUCCAGACAUUGCACAAGAACAUAAUGUUGAAAAUGCAACCCCGAGUCAGGAAAUAGUGAACUUUUGCUUGUUAAGUGAAAAGUGGAGGCGUGGAGAAAUUGAGAACUCGGAGCUGAUUAUUGCUGGUCUAAAGGCAGCCACUCAUCCAACAGGUGUUAUUAUCCUCCCUUCUGGUUUUGACCAUAAUCUUAGGGAGUAUAUAAAUAUUUUCAGAGAGGUGUAUGGUGACAAACAGGGGAAACAGUUUCGGAUAUGGGUGGAUAAUGUAUCGGCUACACAGAUAAGUCCGGAUGCAUGGGUAGUGAAGUUUGAUAAAUGGGAGUUAGACGGUGAAGAGCGCCAUGGUUGUGUGGUCACUUCCGUACUAAGAAAGGAUUCUGAAUGGUUCACAUUGAUUCAUGUGCAACAGACGUGGAUGGAACAAUCAGGCCAAAUUAAAUGGAUAAUAUAG
Lathyrus sativus (Indian pea) is the source of this 1260-nucleotide messenger RNA. NCBI's taxonomy places the organism in Eukaryota, Viridiplantae, Streptophyta, Magnoliopsida, Fabales, Fabaceae. The record is from the annotation of a GenBank genome assembly.